Molecule: messenger RNA, 558 nt
Organism: Babesia bigemina
Lineage: Eukaryota; Apicomplexa; Aconoidasida; Piroplasmida; Babesiidae
Exons: 1
Coding region: 1-558 (185 amino acids)
Source: RefSeq, a predicted model, not a curated record
AUGACCAACGUGCUGACCAAGGUGUUGACCAAAGUGGUGACCAAUGUGCUGACCAACGUGCUGACCAAUGCCAUGACCAAGGUGCUGACCAAUGCCAUGACCAACGUGGUGACCAAAGUGGUGACCAAGGUGCUGACCAAGGUGCUGACCAAUGUGCUGACCAAAGUGCUGACCAAAGUGCUGACCAAUGCCAUGAACAAUGCCACGACCAACGUGUUGACCAAGAUGCUGCCCAAAGUGGUGACCAAUGCCAUGACCAAAGUGCUGACCAAUGUCAUAACCAAAGUGGUGACCAAUGUGCUGACCAACGUGUUGACCAAUGUGCUGACCAAAGUGGUGACCAAGGUGGUGACCAAUGCCAAGACCAAUGUGCUGACCAAAGUGCUGACCAAAGUGCUGACCAACGUGUUGACCAAGGACAUGACCAAAGUGCUGACCAAUGCCAUGACCAGAGUGGUGCCCAAAGUGUUGACCAAUGUGCUGACCAAGGACAUGACCAAAGUGCUGACCAAUGUGCUGACCAAAGUGCUGACCAAGUUGAGUUCACGGCAGCGGUGA